Polyodon spathula (Mississippi paddlefish) is the source of this 5655-nucleotide messenger RNA. Its product is annotated as potassium/sodium hyperpolarization-activated cyclic nucleotide-gated channel 1-like. Bases 1005 to 5405 code for a protein of 1466 amino acids. Lineage: Eukaryota; Metazoa; Chordata; Actinopteri; Acipenseriformes; Polyodontidae. The record is from RefSeq and is a predicted model, not a curated record. Gene Ontology annotation, molecular function: voltage-gated potassium channel activity. Gene Ontology annotation, cellular component: membrane. The transcript has 9 exons. Gene Ontology annotation, biological process: transmembrane transport; potassium ion transport.
GCGUGUGUCUCUGUCCCGGGUGGAUGUACACAUUAAUAAUCCUUUCCUUUCGCAGGCGUGCUGUCGCUGGGAGUGACGUCUGUCUUUGCUAAGGAGCCCUGCCCGGCCCGCACCGCUCCCCGGAUUAUAUACACGCGGCUGCCAUGGCAACAUCACGAUUACUGUUAUUAUUUUUCUGCACACCUCAGUGAAACCUGGGGUCCGUAUUGCCAGCACGAUAGCGCCUGCGUGCGUGUGCGCAUAACCGCGGGGAGGGCGCCUCGAUCCUGCUCUGCGAACGCCUUGGGAGCGAUCUUGUUUGUGUGUUCAGCUGUUUCAGUAUUUCGGUGCUUCUCGCAUAUCGGAGACGAUGACUGAAGAAGCGGCGGAAGGGUGUUUCUUUGCCGUGGCGUUAUAUUGUGUAUACAGAGCCGGGAUGCGCGCCGUGUGCUCGGGUCUCCCAAUCAAUCCUUGAAAUUGAGUAAAUGGGUUUAAAGCGUCCGGACGGGCUGGACCGUCGCGCUUCGGGACUCUCCGUUCUUCUAGUGUCGGUAGCAAUCUCGUGAAAACGCGUGUUAUCAAAGGCAGCGCAACAAAAAGGGGACAAAGAUGAAGCGGGCGAGCGGUGCGACGAAGGGCGAUCCACAGCGACAGCAAGGGCAUCUGAAGGGAAGACAAGGAAAUUGUGAAAGCAGGAGAAGCGCCGUAGGAUAGAUAGGGUCACCUUUCCAUUCCAGAGAGAGAGAGAGAGAGGCUAAAAACAACACCGAGGGGACUAGGGUCCAUAUACAAUCUAAGAUAUUUGGGAGGGUAGGGAGAUACUUAUAAAUAACUAUAACCGAACAGCCUGAAGCAAAACCAAGGACCUGAUUUUGUUUUGCAUUCCAAACCAACACACACUGACACACGUACACACGCACACUGACACACACAUACACAUACACACUGACACACACACACACACACUGACACACACACACUGACACACACACACACGCACUCUGCUAACCAGGCUGCCCCCCGCUAUGGAUGGAGGGGAUGCCGGUAAGGAUGGCUGCACGACCCCUAGCGCCAGCGCCGUUAUCCGAGGAGCGGUUGUUGCUGUCAGUUCCCCCCAGGAAUCGCACCGGAGAGGAAAGGGCAGCCUGUCGUCUUUGGUUUACAGGCGAGCAGCCGCGCCGGACUGGGAAAUGGAAGAGACUGAACUGGGAGCGGGCAGAGAGGCGGUAGGGAGGCGAUGCCCGGCCGGGGACUCUGUCAGCAUGAGCAGCGGAGGCGGCGGCCGGAGAGGCGGCAGGGGCAGCACGGGCAGCAGCGGCGGCGAAGCAGCCGCCAAGAAAGACUCUGCCAGCCAGAGACAGGAGCACUCGGUGAAGGGAUCAACCGAGAGAGAGCCGGUCUCUCGUUUCAGGAUCACCGCCGCGUCUUCCCCCGCCUCGGGCUCUGCCCAGCUCCGCCACCAGCAAUCCUCGUCACCCCCACAGCCCAUCUCCCAGAGGAGCGUGGGCUUCACCAGGGCGACCCGAGCCAGCAUCGCGUCCAGCGGGGGUGCGGCCAUCCCGGAUCAGAUCGUCCCGGCCGGGGCCGAGGCGGAGGCGGAGGAUUACAGCUACUCGAACCAGUCCACGUACAUGCAGAGGCAAUUCGCUGCCAUGCUGCAGCCCGGGGUCAACAAGUUCUCCCUGCGGAUGUUCGGGAGCCACAAGGCGGUGGAACUCGAGCAGGAGAGGGUUAAAUCUGCCGGCUCCUGGAUUAUUCACCCCUACAGCGAUUUCAGGUUUUACUGGGACCUGAUCAUGCUCUUCCUGAUGGUCGCGAACCUGAUCAUUCUGCCCGUGGGCAUCACCUUCUUCAAGGACGAGAACACGCCCCCAUGGAUCAUCUUCAACGUGGUCUCGGACACGCUGUUCCUCGUGGACCUGGUGCUGAACUUCCGCACGGGCAUCGUGAAGGAGGACAACACAGAGAUCAUCCUGGACCCUCGCGAAAUCCGCAUGCACUACCUGAAGAGCUGGUUCCUCGUGGACUUCGUCUCCUCCAUCCCCGUGGACUACAUCUUCCUGGUGGUGGACCUGGAGACGCACGUGGACUCGGAGAUGUACCGCACCGCCCGAGCCCUGCGCAUCGUCCGCUUCACCAAGAUACUGAGCCUGCUGCGUUUACUGAGGAUCUCCAGACUCAUUCGCUACAUCCACCAGUGGGAAGAGAUCUUCCACAUGACCUAUGACCUGGCCAGUGCAAUGGUGCGGAUCGUGAAUCUCAUUGGGAUGAUGCUUCUUCUCUGCCACUGGGACGGCUGCCUGCAGUUCCUGGUGCCCAUGCUGCAGGAGUUCCCCGAGGACUGCUGGGUCUCCAUUAACAACAUGGUGAAUGAUUCCUGGAGUAGUCAGUACUCUUACGCCCUGUUCAAGGCGAUGAGUCACAUGCUGUGUAUUGGUUAUGGCGCUCAGGCCCCUGAAGGGAUGACAGACCUGUGGCUCACGAUGCUUAGCAUGAUCGUGGGGGCCACGUGCUACGCCAUGUUCAUCGGCCACGCCACGGCGCUCAUCCAGUCACUGGACUCCUCGCGCCGGCAGUACCAAGAGAAGUACAAGCAGGUGGAGCAGUACAUGUCAUUUCACAAGCUCCCCGGAGACAUGCGGCAACGCAUCCACGAGUACUACGAGCAUCGCUUCCAGGGCAAGAUGUUCGACGAGGAGAACAUCCUGGGAGAGCUGAGCGACCCCCUCAAAGAGGUAGGAGCCCCCCUGUCAGCCCCCCCCCCCCUCCGUGAGCAGCCCGUCUCUCCUGUCCCCUCUCUCCCCCUCUCUAGUAGAAGCAGGUUGAGCUGCCGCGUGUCUCGACUGUCCCCUGUCUCCCUGUGCCAGCUUCGUGACGGCCGUGUGCUGUCUGAGCAGCGCGGGACCCCAGUUCCGCCCUGUGUGGGCGGACUGUGUGGGCGUGUCCAUCAUGUCGUCACAAGGAAGAUCUGCUUGCUGACUCGAGGUCGUCGCACGGCCAGCGUUCGUGCUGAUACAUACUGCCGGCUCUACUCCCUCUCCGUGGACAGCUUCAAUGAGGUGCUGGAGGAGCACCCCAUGAUGAGGAGAGCCUUUGAGAACGUGGCCGUGGACCGACUGGACCGCAUCGGUAAGAAGAACUCCCUCCUGCUGCGGACCGGCUCUGCAGACCCGAGCGGGGGGGUGCGGGGGUAUGGCUCCUGCGACAGCGAGAUCGUCCAUCAGAUCAUGAAGCACGACCAGGACAUGGCGGCACACACCGCCGAGGACCGGCCUGCCCCCCGAACAGUCAUCUGGGCGCCCCUGGUCCACGCGCCGCUCCAGACAGCCGCCGCUACCACCAGCGUGGCCAUCGCCCUGACGCACCCCCAGCACCAGAUCUACCUGCCCCCCCCGCCCCGGGGCUCCCCUCCCUCCCCGGCCUCCAGCCUCUUCCAGCAGCAGGAUCCCCAGGCUGGCAAACCCCCCCUACCUCCCAGGUCUCACCCUAAUCUAGCCUCAGGCUCCCGCCCGGCUUCUAUCAGCUCUCUGGGGGCUGUGAGUGGAGGGGGAGGGGGGGCGCCCCCUCCAGCACACUCCUCCAGAUCCCAGUCCGGUUCUGUGUCGUCCACUUCUUCCCAGAACCAGCCGGGGGUCUCCCCCUUCCCUCCUCCCACGAGUCCCCCCCCUCCUCCUCCUCCUCCUCCCAUUCCCAGCCGGGGCGGGGAGAGAGGCAGGGGAGAGGAGCCUCAGAAACAGCCCCGAGUCCCGCUGUCCCAGACUCGAGCCAGCUCUCUCUCCACCUCCCUCCUGCAGCAGCAGCGCCGGCCCCCAGGGGGCAGGACUCUGCACUCCAGCUUCCGGGCCCUGCCCGCCCCCCCCUCGCACGGGCAGACGGGCCGCAGCAUCAGCGGCAGCUCCACUCCCCAGCAGCAGGGGGCGCUGGCGGGGGCGGUCGGCAGGCUGUCUCGGGACGGCCGGCUCCUCUCCGCCUCCCAGCCCUCGUUGCCUCACAGGGGCUCCCAGGGGCAGCUCCAGCAGCCUGGUUCCCGGCAGAGCCACCCGGAGCCGCUGCAGUGCUUCCUGGACCGCAGCCACUCGCAGUACAGCCGCAAGGCCUCCGGGGGCAGCCUCGCCCCCUUCCUGUCCUCCUUCUACCUGCCACCCCCCUCCUUCUUCUCCACGUCCUUCUCCUCCUCCUCCCCUUCCUCCAACCCCCAGUCUCCCUCCGUCGCUCCUGGGGGGCCGCUGGCCAGGAGGUGUGCGGGCAGCGCAGGCAUGCUGUCGGGCACCCCUCCCGGCACGUCAGGCAGCACGGGUCCUUCAGUCAGUGGACAGCAACAGCAGCUUCCUCCUCCUCCUCCUCCUCCUCCUCCUCCUCCUCCUCCUCCUCCUCCUCUCACCCCCUCCCCCCAUGCCUCAGUUUCCCAGUCCUCCAUGAGCACCAAGACUAUCCCACAAUCCUCGCCUGCUGUCUCCCAGUCCUCCACCGGCGCCAAGGCUAUCCCACAAUCCUCGCCUGCUGUCUCCCAGUCCUCCACCAGCGCCAAGGCUAUCCCACAAUCCUCUCCUGCUGUCUCCCAGUCCUCCACCAGCGCCAAGGCUAUCCCACAAUCCUCUCCUGCUGUUCCACAGUCCUCCACCAGCGCUAAGGCUAUCCCACAAUCCUCUCCUGCUGUCUCCCAGUCCUCCACCAGCGCCAAGGCUAUCCCACAAUCCUCUCCUGCUGUUCCACAGUCCUCCACCUGCGCCAAGACUAUCCCACAAUCCUCUCCUGCUGUCUCCCAGUCCUCCACCAGCGCCAAGGCUAUCCCACAAUCCUCUCCUGCUGUCCCACAGUCCUCCACCAGCGGCAAGACUAUCCCACAAUCCUCUCCUGCUGUCCCACAGUCCUCCACCAGCGGCAAGACUAUCCCACAAUCCUCUCCUGCUGUUCCACAGUCCUCCACCAGCGCUAAGGCUAUCCCACAAUCCUCUCCUGCUGUCCCACAGUCCUCCACCAACAGCAAGACUAUCCCACAAUCCUCUCCUGCUGUCUCCCAGUCCUCCACCAGCGCCAAGGCUAUCCCACAAUCCUCUCCUGCUGUCUCCCAGUCCUCCACCAGCACCAAGGCUAUCCCACAAUCCUCGCCUGCUGUCUCCCAGUCCUCCACCAGCGCCAAGGCUAUCCCACAAUCCUCUCCUGCUGUCUCCCAGUCCUCCACCAACGCCAAGGCUAUCCCACAAUCCUCUCCUGCUGUCUCCCAGUCCUCCACCAGCAGCAAGACUAUCCCACAAUCCUCUCCUGCUGUCUCCCAUUCCUCCACCAGCGCCAAGGCUAUCCCACAAUCCUCCACACCUUCCCCACAAACCCCCACUCCCGCCCCUGGCUCUGCUGCUCUAGCCCCUGUGAGUCUGAGCUCUGUGGUGCCGGGAGGCAGCAGCAAACAGCAGCCCUCCCGCAUGUGAAGAACACGCCAGCAACACGCCAAGGGCCUCCCCCCCACUCCCAGCAUCACGCCGCAUUCAGCCCUGCGCUGACUGGACUGCACCCCCCUCUCUGUGCUUCCGCUGCUCAGCCCCGCGCUGACUGGACUGCACCCCCCUCUCUGUGCUUCUGCUGCUCAGCCCCGCGCUGACUGGACUGCACCCCCCUCUCUGUGCUUCCGCUGCUCAGCCCUGCGCUGACUGGACUGCACCCCCCCUCUCUGUGCUUCCG